Messenger RNA from Symbiodinium natans, 2232 nucleotides. Lineage: Eukaryota; Dinophyceae; Suessiales; Symbiodiniaceae. The record is from the annotation of a GenBank genome assembly.
AUGCCAAAGCUCUUCGUGGCGAGUGAUUACGUGGACAAGGAGCUGCAAAAGUUGCGGCAGGAGCUGCUCUCAGAGAUCGCGGAGCUCCGGGCGCAGCUAGCCGGAGGAAAUGCUCUCAUCGGUCGUUCAGGGACUGCGGAGAGCCAGGUCUCGGGAAAGCAGAUGCAGCCACUCGACGUCACAGGCUCCGCCAGCUUUGGGCUCGUGGCUGAGGAGGAGGAGGACAGCCCCAAGGAGGUGGAGAUCACGGUGACGAGCUCGAACCCUCGUGCGCCUGGGCCCAGCCGAAGCUGCAGUGAGGUCAUCACGACGGAGCCAGAUUGCCUCCAGGUCAUGUUCGACAAGAAGAGUGCCUGGAGCGUUCCCUUGGUCCUCUUCUUGGCUCCUGGCCGGAUGGAGGGGCUGAUCGCAAGCUUGCUCUUGCUGGUCAAUGCUGCCAUGCAGGCACUCUUCUCCUACAUUAUCUUCUCGAAUGAGUUCUUGGGCGAUGACUUUUCGCAGAAGCGCGGGGAAGCAACCACAUGGCGCCGGAGUUAUGCCCACGACUACAAGUACAUGGACCUCACAGACACGAGUCUGGCAUCCAGGGUGUGCGAUGAAGAUGGCUCCCUGAUCUUCUCGAACCUUCAGGCAACCCUCGUGGAGGACAUCAACCACUUCCUGGGCCUUCAGGUCAUGGAGUUCGAGUUGGGAUCCUUUCAGCCAGGGGUGCUCCUGGCCGUUCUCUGCAUCUUCCUCUGGAACCUGUGCGUCUUCAAAGAACUCCGCACCAUUUCGCAGCUCAUGCGGGUGGUGAUCCAUAUGCCAAAGGCCAGUGUGACCAGUUUCUCUGCAACGCAGGCUGGACGGUUCGCGGCCAUGGCACCAUCACGCUGUGCCGUGAUGAGCGUGGUGUGCUUGGGGCGUGCCAUCAUAGCCGGGGUGCUCCUUCUCGCUGGAAGCGUCUGGUUGGCGCGCACCACAUCCAUCUCUGAGCUCAUGCUGAAUGCAGUAGCUUUGGAAUCGGUGCUGCACGUGGACGAGUUCCUCUUCUCCUCAUUUAUGCCCACGCUCAUCCAGCACGCCGUGCAGAACUUGGGCCCCGCGGAAAUCCCACACAGUCGCCGUGGCAGCAGGACCGAGACCCUCAUGUUGCUUGCUGUGCUUGUCACAGCCGCGAUCCUUCCCUACACCAUGCUUGUGGAGCCGCUGAGCGCCGAAAUGCUUGCGACCAAGAAUGAGCUGUGUGGUGGGAACCUCACCUUUGUGGUCGGCUUUAACACCGAUGUCCAGCAAACCAUUGGACGCCGCACCAGGGCGGUGGACGAGGAAGAGGCCAAUCUCACGAUCAUCGAGCAAGCCGUGGCCGCUCACAUCAAUCACAACGGUUCUGUGCCCGCGAGGCUCAUCGAUUUCCGCCCGGACCAAAAGGCUUUCGACAGGUGGAUGCAGCAGACGAUGGAGGAGUACACCGGGCACUACAUGCUGUGCUGGGAGCCCUACCUCGACGUAAUGGCGGCGCAAGGACGCAGCGCCGAGGGCGUUCUUAAUGAUCUCUUUAAACUCCACACGGCGUCUGCAGCCGUGUCCCUUGGAAUGCCCGAGAACUCGAGCUGCGCAGAUAUGGCUCACCUAUGUGAUCUCGGUGAAGCUCGCUUGCUGCGAUUUGCUUGUGGCCACACCUGCGGAUGUGACAGCCUCGAAUCCUCGAACCUCUACCGUGUCCGGGCAUACGGCUGCGCUCAGGGCUGCAUCAUGAAUCUCUACGAAAUGCAGGCAUGGAAGUGGCAGGGACAUCGCGGACACAGCUUCCGAACAAACUGCAAGAAUCAACCGAUAGGCCCAGGUUGGGAGCAUUUCUGGGAUGAGAUGGUCUCUGCCUUCAGCUAUGACAUCAACAUCCAAUACAUGGACAUCACCUCCAUCCCCCUCGACUGGAUAGAGCCGCACCACCACAGCAAGAAGAUUGGGGGCUGCGAAGCAAUCCGCCACGCCAGGGUUGGCGGCUACUUUGACAUCACGGGCACACAGUAUUGCCAAGGUGAGCCGGGCCUUUUCCGCCCGCUUGCCUGGCUUUGUCCUGAAGCUUGUGGAUGCGAUUCAUCCGGAGAUCCAGAACGGGAUGAAUUUUGCUUCGGCUAUGACUACUGCCCCUUCUCCGUUCCGGGGGAGAACAAAUCUCGCUUCAAGGACCUGGCAGUCAGGCUUGGUGUAUGGGACAGUGUCAUGGACGCACCCCGCUUGCAGCAGUGA